Blastocystis hominis is the source of this 3396-nucleotide messenger RNA. RefSeq lists its product as hypothetical. NCBI's taxonomy places the organism in Eukaryota, Bigyra, Opalinata, Blastocystidae. Gene Ontology annotation, cellular component: intracellular anatomical structure; catalytic step 2 spliceosome. The transcript is spliced from 5 exons. Gene Ontology annotation, biological process: spliceosomal complex disassembly. The record is from RefSeq and is a predicted model, not a curated record. Gene Ontology annotation, molecular function: RNA binding; ATP binding. The coding region runs from base 1 to 3396 and encodes 1131 amino acids.
AUGAAUGCGGUGCAGAAGAUGAAAUAUCUAUCCACCGUUUCUAAGGUUUGCAAGGAAAUGGAUAGCCGUUUGGGAUUUAGUGAUAAGUCGGUGGCAGAGUUUUUGAUACAUAUUGCGAUGAGUAGUGAUACGCCUGAGGAGUUCUUCACCUCCCUUACCAAACAAGACGUGCCGAUCGAUAACGCAUUUUCGGAACAAUUAUAUCACACAAUUCACCUUCUCUACCCCAAAAGUCAAGCUGAUCGUGAAAACGAACGUUCUGGAAAGAACGACUCUUCUGUUCAAGUUACUGGAAGUGAUGCCGUAUCUUCAAAAAUUGGUCAACAUUCCAAAGCAGCGACAAGUGAUUCACGAUCAGAGUUCGAUUUUGAAAAAUCAAUUCAAUGUAGAAAAUACUCUUCACAUCGAGGUUAUUCCAGAGAUCGUUCUCGAAGUCGGUCUUCUUCGAGAAGUCAUCGUUCUCACCACCAUUCUCACCGAAGUCGCUCUCGCUCUCGCUCUCGCUCACGUUCUCGUUCUCGCUCUCGCAGCCAUUCUCGCUCCCACACGCAUCAUUCUCACAGUUCCAGGCCAACUCGCGAGGUGGUGAUGGGCGAAAUCUACGAUGGUGAAGUGCGGUCCAUCAUGGAUUACGGUGCAUUCAUCGAGCUUCUGGACGUUUCUCCCCGCCAGGACGGUCUCUGCCACAUCAGCUGCAUCGCUCACGAGCGAAUCCGCCAUCCCAGCGACGUUCUGCGCGUGAAUCAACGCGUCAAAGUCAAAGUCACACAGAUCAAAGGCACCAAAAUCGGUCUUUCGAUGAAGGACAUCGACCAGCAGACCGGCGAAGACCUCAGCGCCCUCCCCGCCUCUUCCUCAUUCUCUCCCGUUCGCAGCGCAGGCGGGAACCAAUCGCCUCCGCGCCGUCGCCGUCGCAUGAACUCGAUGGACUUGUUCGACAUGCAGCAGCUUCUGGCUUCUGGCGUGCUGACGCCGGAGGAGCGAAAGCGAAUGAUGGCGGACUUUGAGCAGGAAGAAGGCGACGCGGUGGAGCUGCAGCCGGAGGAAGCCGUGGAUAUCGAAGUGCAGGAGAAGAUCGCGCCGUUCUUGACGGGGUUCGUAACGAAUAAGGAAGCGAUGGAGCCCACCAAGAUCAUAAAGAACCCCGAGGGCACGAUGAAUCGAGCGGCCAUCGCGGGCCAGGAAAUGAUGAAAGAGCGAAAACUCCUCCGCGAGCGGCAGAUGCGCGAAGAGCGCGAGAAGCUCCCCGAUAAUUUCUCGUCCUCGUUCGCAGAUCCCAUGCCGGAAGGCGGCAUCCAUCUGCUUUCUUCGGAGGUUCGCUCGCUGAAUCUGAGCGCGCUUUCCUCUGCCUCCGCACCUACGACUUCCUACCAGCCGAAGAUCAGCACGGUCCCGCGCAGCUCGCUGUCGAUCCAAGAGCAGCGCAGACGUCUCCCUGUCUACGCGAUGCGCGACGUGCUAAUCAAGGCGAUCCGCGAGAACAGCAUUCUGAUCAUCGUGGGCGAAACGGGAAGCGGAAAAACCACACAACUGACGCAGUACAUCGUCGAAGCAGGGAUCAACGGCCACAAAAUGGUGGGCUGCACACAGCCUCGAAGAGUUGCAGCCACGUCCGUCGCUGCGCGUGUUGCGGUGGAGUUUGGCUGCAAGCUGGGAGAGGAAGUCGGCUUCUCGGUGCGAUUUAUGGACCGAACGAGCAGUCGAACGAUCAUAAAGUACAUGACCGACGGAAUGCUCAUGCGCGAAUAUCUGGCCGAUCCGGAUUUGUCGCGCUAUUCCGUGAUUAUCCUCGAUGAGGCACACGAGCGUUCGCUGCACACGGACGUUCUGUUCACGCUCUUGAAGCAGCUCGUCGCGAAACGAAGCGAUUUGAAGGUUCUGAUCACAUCGGCCACAUUGAACGAGGUGAAGUUCUCCGAGUUCUUUAACAAUGCGCCGAUUCUCCACAUCAGCGGUCGCACGUUCCACGUCCAGACGAAAUAUCUCAGCGCCCCCGAGCCGAACUAUCUGGAAUCGGCGCUCCAAACCGUGUGGGACAUCAACAAAGAAGAAGGACCCGGCGACAUUCUGGUGUUCCUCACGGGACAGGAAGAGAUCGAGUUCGCGUGCGAUAUGCUGGAAGAGCGUCAGAGAAAGUGCGCGGAUGAUUCCAUCCCGCCGAUGAUUAUUCUCCCCGCUUUCGGCGCGCAGACCUACGAGCAGCAGCAGCGAAUCUUCGAGCAGACUCCGGAGGGCUGCCGCAAGGUGGUGAUCGCUACGAAUAUCGCGGAGGCCUCUCUUACGAUCGAUGGAAUUUACUACGUCGUCGACAGUGGCUUCUGCAAGCAGUCCGUUUACAACCCCAAAACUGGAAUGGACUCGCUGAUCGUCACGCCCAUCUCGCAAGACUCGGCCAAUCAGCGAGCAGGCCGCGCUGGACGAACGGGUCCUGGAAAAUGCUACCGCUUAUACACGCAGAGCGCGUACCAGAACGAAAUGCUCCCCAGCAGCAUCCCGGAAAUCCAGCGAUCGAACCUGGACAGUACGGUUCUGCAGCUGAAAGCGAUGGGAAUCAACGAUCUAAUCCACUUCGAUCUGAUGGAUCCGCCCUCCACGCAGUCGCUAGUCAACGCCAUGGAGCGGCUCUACAUUCUCGACUGUCUCGAUGACGACGGUUUGCUCACGCCGCUUGGCAGAAAAAUGGCCGAAUUCCCGCUGAAUCCGCAACUAGCCAAGGCAUUGCUCACCAGCGAGGAAUUGGGCUGUUCGUCGGAAGUGCUGACCGUUGUGUCCAUGCUGAGCGCCGAGAACGUGUACAUUCGCCCGAAGGGAAAGCAGGCGCAGGCCGACCAGAAGCACGCGGUUCUGUUCGCUUCGGAGGGCGAUCACAUCACACUGCUGUCGAUCUACAACGCGUGGGAACGGAACGGACGCAGCAAGCGGUGGUGCGAUGACUAUUUCAUUCAGGAACGAUCGAUGAAGCGAGCUGCGGAUGUGCGACAGCAGCUCACGCGAAUUAUGACUCGAUUCAACAUGAAAUUGCUGCAGAGCGAUCACGAUUAUCGAGCCAUUCAGAAGUCCAUUUUAAGCGGUUAUUUCACAAACGUGGCGAAGCGAGACACGGAAGGAUACAAAACGCUGCUCGAAGGGAAUAUUGUCCAUUUGCAUCCCUCGAGCAGUGUGAUUGGUCGCGAGCCGGAAUGGGUUUGCUAUGAUAUCAUCAAGAUGACGUCGCGCGAGUAUAUGAUGAACGUGAUGGCGAUCGAUCCGCGCUGGCUUCCUGAAAUCGCUCCCAAGUUCUAUAAACGAUCGGAUGGAAAGCAUCUGUCGAAGGCGAAGAAGGGAGAGAAGCUGCAGGCAAUUUAUAACUACAAGAUGGUGGAUGACGCAUGGAGAAUCAGUAGAAGAAAGGGAUAG